Tuber aestivum (summer truffle) is the source of this 3003-nucleotide messenger RNA. The record is from the annotation of a GenBank genome assembly. NCBI's taxonomy places the organism in Eukaryota, Fungi, Ascomycota, Pezizomycetes, Pezizales, Tuberaceae.
GCCGUAUCAUACUCGUAUGAUCCCAUGCCAAUCUCCUCCGAUGCCCACGAGCAAACCCUUUGGUCUCACUCCCACUCCACACUCCACCACCACCACUUCGACCCUCUACCGUGUUCCUGUCCUCUCCUCACAUCCGCAACCCCUUCAUCACCCCUCCUCUCCGCCUACCCCGGCAUUUAAUUGCUUUACCUCUCAUCUUUCCUAACUCCCUUUUACCGCUUUUGACAAAAUCAUGAGCUCCCUUGCUCUGCGAAGGCUUGCAUCUUCGCCGGUUAGUUCAAGAUGCAACCUUUACUCCCCCAGCUAUAAACCAAUUCCAUGUGACGAAGGCUAAUCCGAGCGCUGCAACAUAGAUUCUGCAGGUAGCAAGAUUGCAAACCCGUUCGUUCCACGCAACUAGAUCAGCCGGUGGGUAGUACCUCGAUCACAGUUCCAAUCAGGUUCCCCAUUGUAUCCCGCCCACCAUCGCGGGGACCCCUCGUUCUCGCGAAAUCCCAUCUCUGACAAAGCUUCUAUAAUAGCGAAAAUAUUUGCCCCCGGGCCGCUCCGUGCCAAAGAAGCUUCCCCUCAUGUUUCUCCCAAGUAUCCUGUCGUGGUAUGUUUUUGGUUAUCUGUUUCACCGCUACGGAUUUUCGUCUUUUCUCUUUUUCUAAGCUCUUGUUAGGAUCAUGAAUACGACGCCAUUGUCGUGGGAGCUGGUGGCGCCGGUCUUCGUGCGGCUUUCGGGCUUGCGGAGGCGGGUUUUAAUACGGCUUGUGUAUCCAAGCUCUUCCCCACUAGAUCACAUACUGUAGCUGCUCAGGGCGGCAUCAAUGCCGCGCUUGGAAACAUGCACCCAGAUGAUUGGAGAUGGCAUAUGUACGAUACAGUGAAAGGAUCGGAUUGGCUCGGUGACCAGGAUGCUAUCCAUUAUAUGACCAGAGAAGCCCCGGCUUCUGUGAUUGAGCUGGAGAAUUACGGAUGUCCUUUUGUGAGUCUCUUUUUUAUUUACCUAGAUAUACAUACUACCAUUGUGUUUGUUACCAAUGAAAGCUGAUUGGGGCAAUAGUCGAGAACGGAGGACGGAAAGAUAUAUCAGCGUGCGUUUGGUGGGCAGUCGCAGAAAUAUGGCAAGGGAGGCCAAGCAUAUAGGUGUUGCGCCGCGGCAGAUAGGUAACGGUUCCCUCCCCGGCGCUUGUAUACGAUCCCAACCGACAAAUAUUCCUAACCAAUGCCCGCAGGACCGGCCAUGCCCUCCUACAUACUUUGUACGGGCAAUCGCUGAGACACAACACAAAUUAUUUCAUUGAAUACUUCGCAAUGGACCUCUUAAUGGAAGACGGCGAGUGUGUGGGCGUCAUUGCCUACAACCAGGAGGAUGGCACCCUCCACAGGUUCCGAGCCCAUAGAACAGUCCUAGCUACCGGUGGGUACGGGCGUGCAUACUUUUCAUGCACUUCUGCUCACACAUGUACCGGCGAUGGUAUGGCAAUGGUGGCUCGGGCAGGACUGCCGAACCAGGAUCUGGAAUUCGUUCAGUUCCAUCCAACCGGAAUCUAUGGUGCAGGGUGCUUGAUUACCGAAGGAUCUCGUGGCGAAGGGGGAUAUCUGUUGAAUUCUGAGGGUGAGAGAUUCAUGGAGAGAUAUGCCCCAACUGCGAAGGAUCUCGCGAGUCGGGACGUAGUCUCCAGAAGCAUGACACUAGAAAUUAGAAACGGCAGAGGUGUUGGUCCUGACAAGGACCAUCUAUACCUUCAGCUAAGCCAUUUGCCAGCCGAGGUUCUCCAUGAACGCCUCCCUGGUAUUUCGGAGACCGCGGCCAUCUUCUCUGGCGUUGACGUCACCAAGUCACCCAUUCCGGUGUUGCCCACCGUCCAUUAUAAUAUGGGCGGUGUCCCCACCCGCUACACUGGUGAAGUUUUAACUGUUGACGAGAACGGUAAUGACAAGGUUGUUCCCGGCCUUUUCGCCGCCGGUGAGGCAGCCUGUGUUUCAGUCCACGGUGCCAACCGGCUCGGGGCAAAUUCACUUCUCGAUCUCGUUGUUUUUGGCCGUGCCGUUGCUCACACCAUCCGCGACACCCUAACCCCAGGAGCCCCACUAAAGCCAGUAUCGGCCGAUAUCGGUGCCGCCUCUAUUGCCAACCUAGACAGGAUCCGCAACUCGACCGGUUCUAAGAGCACCGCUCAGAUUAGACUUGACAUGCAAAAGACCAUGCAGGCCGACGUUUCGGUCUUCAGGACACAGGAAAGCUUGGAUGAGGGUGUUGGAAAGAUUCAAAAGGUUGACGCCAGCUAUCGUGAUUUAGGAAUUAAAGACCGCAGCAUGAUCUGGAACUCUGAUCUCGUCGAGGCACUCGAACUUGACAACCUUCUAACGUGCGCCACUCAAACCGCACAUGCGGCCGCUGCGAGAAAGGAAUCUCGUGGAGCACACGCGAGAGAAGAUUAUCCUGAGCGUGAUGAUAAGAAGUGGAUGAAGCAUACGCUGUCGUGGCAGAAGGAGCAGCGCGGCAAGGUUGACCUGAAAUACCGUUCGGUCGUUGCAAAUACCCUAGAUGAGAGUGUGUUCUUCCUCCCUUUGUAUCUACUUGAACCUUGCUAAUCAUGUCACAGAGGAGUGUGCGGCAGUCCCACCUUUCAAGCGUGUGUACUAAACAAAACCAAGAUCAGAUUCAAAUCAAGGAAUGCAGCUACGUGGGAAGAAGGAUCAACGGUGUUUUCUGUAGAUGGAUCAAUUAACUAUAGUUUUUCAUUCCCCCCCAUUUUCCUAUUACCCUUGCUCUCUUUUUUUUUUUCUUUUUAUCUGGUUUUUCAAUUGGGGUUGCAUUGUAGAUGUCGGAAUAAAAUACGGUUAAUCGAACGUGGGAGGGCAGGAUUUUUCUGAUCAUUGAUGUUUUUUUCCGAGUGAGAAUAUAUGCUCGGGUGAGAUGGGAUAUUUUGUUGGCGAGAUCCUUGCUCCGUUUAUACGGCGGAUUCUGUAUUCUUGCUGUACGGUACCCAUACCAAUCGCAGAUGAUACAAG